CCCUACUAAAGUUUCUUUAAACAGCCAAAAAAAAAAAAAAAGACUUAGUUUGGAACAUAGUGAGUCAAGAAAAAAAUUGAGGAUUAAAAGAUUGUAGUGUAUAUCUAGAAAUUCUUGAAAGUGGUAGAAGAAAAGUUGAUGGAAAAUGGUUCAGGAAUUUGACUACUUAAUAUGGAGAAACAAAGAUUAAGGCAACAGGGAAGUCAAUAAAAAACACUCUUCAUUCCCAAAAAUAAAUAUUAUAUGGAUGAUUCUGAUAAAUUAGGUUUCUCUAAGGAUGGGGAACUAAUAAUAGUGGAUAUUUAGAUAAGAGGAAAAGAGGGCUGGGGUUGUGGCUCAGUGGUAGAGCCUAGCACUUGUGAAGCCCUGAGUUCAAUCCUCAGCACCACAUAAAAAUAAAUAAAUAAAUGUCUAUCAACAACUAAAAAAAACAUUAAAAAAAGAGGAAACAAAGUGCAUUGGCUAUAAAGUUUAUUAAGGACAAUUAUAGAAUUUUCCCUCUGGGAUUUGAAAGAAAUGAGAUAGAGUGUUAAAUUAAUACAGGAAUUUAAAGUUAGAUUAGAUUAUCAAGAUUUCGGCAGUCGCAGUUGUGCCAGGGCACCAAGAUGUCGUUUCCAAAGUAUAAGCCCUUGCGUUUGGCCACUCUACUCCCUACCCUUGACCCCGCUGAGUACACCAAAUACAACAUAUCUCCGGAAACCCUGAAGGCGCAAGCUGAGAGGUUGGCCAUAAGAGCCGGGCUUAAAUGGGAGUAUCUGCUUCAGUAUAAUGACCUCAACCGUGGAGGGCUCAUUGAAGAUCCUGCCUUAAUUCGCUGUACCUACGCAAGAUCAGAAAAUAUCUAUCCAAAUUUUAGACCCACUCCCAAGAACUCACUCUUAGAAGCUCUGUUUGGAAUUGAACCCCUGUUCUUCUGGUAUUAUGUUUUCAAAACUUAUAGGGAUAGGAAGGAAAAACUUAUCCAGGAAGGAAAAUUGGACCGGAAAUUUAAUAUUUCCUAUUAAGUCUGGCAAUGAUUACUAAUAUAUUCUUGCUUAAUAAAUCUUCUAAAAAUCAUUUAAAAAAAGAUUUCCUCCCAACCCUUUUCUAAGAUAAGUCAACAUUUAUUGAGUUCCCACUGUGAAACACCUUGUUUUGGAAACAUUUCAUAAUUUUGUGACAUGCUUAAGAUUUGGGGUCUUGGGCUGGGGAUGUGGCUCAGGCGGUAGUGCGCUCGCCUGGCAUGCGCGCGUCGUUGGGUUUGAUCCUCAGCACCAUAUAUAAAUAAAGAUGUUGUGUCCGCCAAAAACUAAAAAAUAAAUAUUAAAAAAUUCUCUCUCUCUCUCUCUCUCUCUCUCUCUCUAAAAAAAAAAAGAUUUUGGGUCUUAUAACUGUGAA
Marmota monax (woodchuck) is the source of this 1377-nucleotide messenger RNA. RefSeq names its product NADH dehydrogenase [ubiquinone] 1 beta subcomplex subunit 4-like. The coding region runs from base 606 to 1004 and encodes 132 amino acids. The transcript has a single exon. The record is from RefSeq and is a predicted model, not a curated record. NCBI's taxonomy places the organism in Eukaryota, Metazoa, Chordata, Mammalia, Rodentia, Sciuridae. Gene Ontology annotation, cellular component: mitochondrion.